This is a messenger RNA of Sphaeroforma arctica JP610, 183 nucleotides long. RefSeq lists its product as hypothetical. The transcript has a single exon. NCBI's taxonomy places the organism in Eukaryota, Ichthyosporea, Ichthyophonida. The record is from RefSeq and is a predicted model, not a curated record. The annotation marks the transcript as partial.
AUGUCCAACUGGGAACUGGAGCGCAGACGGAGUUUCUCGUCCAUGCUGGGCACCGUGGAGAAGAACAUGGGCGCCAGCAGUCCCCUGGGCUUUGACGAUGGUGAUCAGGGUAGUCUGACUAGCACGGGAAGUAGGUUUAACCUGGGGCCUCAUACGGACCAUCUGUCCACUACCAGCAGCCAG